GGCCGACGUGAACUGGAAGAGGUAAAAAGUGAGGAGCAGAACGUGCAGUGUAGCGAUGUGACUACCGGUCUAGAAGAAGAUUGCUCAACUAUUACACGCCUUUUCAAUAGAGGAGAUGUAAGCAUGACCUCUGCAAAGUUGGCAGAUGCCCUACCUAAAUUGGAGAUCAGGGGAGAAACAAUGUCACCCUCUUCUCCGUUUCACAAAGGUGCUGAUGCAAAAGGGGUGCCCCGUUCCCAGGACAUUUUGACGGACAUUGCAUCUAAGUACUUAAACACACUCAACCCAUCAACACGGGAGGAGUUUAAUGCAUUUAUGAAGUAUAUGACUGACGUCCGGAAAGUGAUUGUUGUUGGUGUUAAUACAGGAAGCUUAAUAAUCACAGCAGAAUGUAGCUCUCUGGAGAUCUUAGAUGAAUUGUGGAAAGCCCAUUGCACAGGUACCCUUAACAAAAAGGCACAGUCUCUGGUAACAGAGGAUGUUCUGAAAACGUUUGGGCUAACCGAGGUGAAACUUAUAACUACCAUCUUGGAAGAAGAGUAUGAAGCUUGUCGAGAGGUGUUUUUAAAAGAAGGUGCAGGUGGGUAUAUUUUAUGGACACUGUCAAAUCUUUUCCGUAGGUUAUGA
Messenger RNA from Porites evermanni, 627 nucleotides. The record is from the annotation of a GenBank genome assembly. NCBI's taxonomy places the organism in Eukaryota, Metazoa, Cnidaria, Anthozoa, Scleractinia, Poritidae.